Molecule: messenger RNA, 363 nt
Organism: Aspergillus affinis
Lineage: Eukaryota; Fungi; Ascomycota; Eurotiomycetes; Eurotiales; Aspergillaceae
Exons: 1
Coding region: 1-363 (120 amino acids)
Source: RefSeq, a predicted model, not a curated record
AUGGCUCGAGGGAAACUCCGCCGCAGGUACCUUCUCAGAGCGUAUAAGCAACCCAUGCACACCCGCACGUUCUGGCUGUCGCGCGCCAGUCACAAGAAGUCCAACAAGAAGUACAACAACAACAACAACAACAACAACAACAACAACAACAACAACAACAACAACAACAACAACAACAACAACAGCAACAACAACAACAACAACAACAGCAACAACAACAGCAGCAGCAGCAGCAAGUACAAUUAUAUUAUCAUCACUACCAACGCCAGCAACAGCAACAACGCGUAUCGAAUACGCAAAGCUUGUCUACUUUUGCUCCUACCGUUGAUGCCUCGUUCUUUCAGCACUCAAUCGGUUAUCUGA